Candoia aspera is the source of this 4722-nucleotide messenger RNA. RefSeq names its product importin 4 (gene IPO4). The transcript is spliced from 30 exons. Lineage: Eukaryota; Metazoa; Chordata; Lepidosauria; Squamata; Candoiidae. Gene Ontology annotation, cellular component: cytoplasm; nucleus. Gene Ontology annotation, molecular function: small GTPase binding; nuclear import signal receptor activity. The coding region runs from base 136 to 3381 and encodes 1081 amino acids. The record is from RefSeq and is a predicted model, not a curated record. Gene Ontology annotation, biological process: protein import into nucleus.
CCCGCGAUCCGCCCGGGCGCUGCGCCCCCUUCCUCGCCGCCGCCCCCUGGCCCUGGGCGGCGCCGGUGGGGCCCCCUCCGCCCCCCCUUCCGAUGCCCCCGCCCUUCCCCCCCGCCUGCCUUCUCUCGGGGCCCCAUGGCGGCGGAACAGCUGGAGCAAAUCCUUUCGCUCUUGCUGCAGCCUGACAAUGCCGUCAUCCAACAGGCUACAGCCCAGCUGAAAGAGAUACUAAAGCAACCUGCAGCUCUUUCCCAUCUUUGCCAUGUGAUGACACAUUUGCAGCAUCCUCAGAUCCAGCAGUUUGCUGCUGUGUUGCUGAGGAGGCGGCUGACCAAACACUGGAAGAAAAUUAGUGCAGCGGAACAGGAUGCCCUCAAGACACUUGUGCUAAACAGCCUGCAACAGCAGACAGACCAUAAGGUCUCCCUGGGCCUAGCCCAGCUGGCUGCCGUCAUUCUGAAGAACGAGACAUUGGAGAAAUGGCCGCAGGUGCUUCAGAUCAUUCAGCAGGGGGCCCGUUCCCGAGACCCCAACAAGUGCCAGAUGGCGCUACUGCUGCUGCAGUCUGCUGUGGAGCUGGACCCGGACCUCUUCUGCCCCCACAACAAGGACCUCCUGCGCCUCUUCCAUCAGACGCUCAACAACCGGGGUCAGACAGCCAUCCUCUACUAUUCCCUGCGGAGCCUGAGCGCCGUGGUUGGCGGGCUGAGCUCUGACGAAGUGAACCUGAUGUCUUCCAUGAUGCCCAAGGUGAUAGCAGCUAUCCGAGAACUCAUUCACGUUAACGAGGUCCAGGCAAGUGAAGCGAUGGAGGUUUUUGACGAACUCCUGGAGACCGAAGUUGCCAUUGUGGCCCAGCAUCUCUCGGAAGUCGUGAGCUUCUGCCUGGAGGUGGCCGCCAAUCCGGCGCUGAGCGACGGCCUGCGGGUGAAGGCGCUCUCCUGCGUCAGCUACCUCGUCAAGCUGAAGAGCAAGGCCAUUUUGAAGCACAAGCUCCUCUCGCCCAUCCUGAGCACCCUCUUCCCCAUCAUGAGCGCGGAGCCAGCCCUGGGCCAGAUGGACGUGGAGGACGAGCUGACAGAGGAGGACAUCGAGGACCAGGCGGAAGUCCAGACGCCCAAACACUUUGCGGUCCAGGUGGUGGACAUGUUGGCGCUGCACCUGCCCCCUGAGAAGCUCUUCCCCCAGCUGACUCCCCUGAUGGAGCCAGCGCUUUUGAGCAUCAAUCCUUAUCACCGGAAGGCAGGGCUGAUGUGCUUAGCGGUGCUGGCAGAAGGCUGCGGGGAUCACAUCCGCAACAAACAUCUUCAGCCCAUGUUGCAGGUGGUGUGCCGAGCAUUGUCAGAUGAAAGUCAGGUUGUGCGCAACGCAGCACUCUUCGCCCUUGGGCAGUUUUCUGAGAAUCUGCAGCCAGACAUUGCUCGUUUCUCAGAUGACAUAAUGCCGCUCCUCCUGCGCUACCUGGAGGGGGUCCAGCUGGCCCACACUUCCCACCUGGCCAAGGCUUACUACGCUCUGGAGAACUUUGUGGAAAACCUCGAAAACAAGAUUUCCCCCUACCUCCCAGCAUUGAUGGAGCGGAUGCUCAGCACCUUGGCCUGUCCUGGGAGUCCACGCACCAAGGAGCUGGCUGUUAGCGCCAUUGGGGCCAUUGCCCAGGCCGCCAAGGAAUCUCUCCUGCCGUAUUUCCAAGCAGUCAUGGAGCACCUGACGGGUUACAUGCUCACGACCCGGGAAGACCUCAGACCUGUCCAGAUUCAGUCUGUGGAGACAGUGGCUAUCCUUGCCAACGUCCUGGACAAAGACAUCUUCCUGCCGAUUUCCGAGAGGUGCUGCCAGCUUGGGCUGGACCUCUGCGACAGAGUGGACGAUCCUGACUUGCGGCGAUGCACGUACAGUCUUUUUGGCGCGCUCGCAAACGUCAUGGGGGAUUCAAUCACACCAUACCUGCCUCGCAUCACCACUCUUCUGCUUUAUUCCCUCAAAUCCACAGAGGGCAUCAAGCCCCCCCUCGAUUCCGGAAAUUCUUUCCUUUUGUUUGAUGACGAGGAAGAGGAGGUGGAGGUGGAGGGAGAAGAAACCCUUACUGAUGAGGAAGAUGAAGAAGACGCUGAGCUGAUCGGGGCUUGCGUGCAAAGCGCAUUUAUGGAUGAAAAGGAGGACGCCUGCAUGGCUCUGGGGGACAUCGCUGCCAGCGUCAGUGGGCCCUUCCUCCCUUAUAUAGAGAGCUCGUUCCAGGAAGUGUCCAAGUUCCUGGAGUGCCCCCACAUUCGGGUGCGGAAAUCGGCUUUCGAGGCCCUGGGGCAGUUCGUGAUUUCGCUGCAUCGGGUGUGCAAGCAGGACCCGUCCGAAUGUCACAUCGCUGCUUUUCAGAAACUGGCAUCUACCGUGCUGCCAAUUUACAUGAAAGGCAUUCAGGAGGACCGGGAGCGCCAAGUUGUGAUGGCUGUUUUGGAAACCCUGGCCAAGGUGGUGAAGGAGUGCAAGAAGGACAUCCUGCAGGAGCCUGGCCAAGUGACCGAGCUCUGCCGGGUGAUUCGGGCGGUGCUGGAGCAAAAGGUAGCCUGCCAGGACAACGAGGAGGAUGAAGAUGACGACGACGAACAGGCCGAAUACGACUGCAUGCUGAUCGAGUACGCCGGGGAGAUGAUCCCUGUCCUCGCCGAAGCCACUGGAGGAGAAACCUUUGCUCCAUAUUUUGCCGGUUUCUUACCUCUGCUCAUCAACAAGAUGAAACCUUCCUCUUCCGCAGCGGACAAGUCCUUUGCGGUGGGAAUCAUUGCAGAGACGGUUCAGGGCCUGGGGUGCGUCUCAAGCGCCUUCAUCCCACACCUGCUGCCGUUGCUGAUGGGGGCGGCCCGUGAGGAGGACCAGGAAGUGCGCAGCAACGCCGUCUUCGGGCUGGGUGUCCUGGCAGAACAUGGCGGGGAAGCCAUGCAUGAACACUACCCCAAGAUCCUGGCACUUUUAUCCAACCUCAUUUCUCAGGAGCGAAACAGCCGGGUUACUGAUAAUGUCUGCGGAGCUGUUGCGAGGAUGAUGAUGGGCAGUCCUGGAGGGAUGCCCUUUGAGCAGGUUUUCCCAGUCCUGCUUCGUGCCCUUCCUCUGAGGGAGGACUUUGAAGAAUACAAAACGGUGUACCGUUGCAUCACGUUCAUCUAUGAACACGAUCCGCCACAGGUACUGCAGCAGAUUCCGGAGAUCGUGCGAAGCAGCGGCCCCGUUCUAGGUUGCAAAAAUCUCCCCACAGAAGCCAGGAACCUGCUGAUCACGCUCCUGGGCAGCCUCUCAGCCCGCUGCCCCGCUGAGUUCCAGACAGCCGUCCUGGCCCACCCUCCAGAAGUCGGCACUUUGAUCAAUGCAGCCAUCGGCUCCGCUUGAGUCGACCAGGAAAUGGCACCCUCACCCAACAUUGCACCAUCAACCAGGACUUCUGAGCCCAGGGCAGCGGCCUUCAUCAGCCCCACCUUCUCUGCAGACUUUGGUUUUGACCCCCAGCUUCAGCACCGAAGCGAAGCCCCCUCGGUUUCCACUUGCUCCCUUUGUUUCCCUCCCGAUCCACACGCAAGGCCGGCGUUCAGAACUGCAGCCGGGCGGCUGUGUUUGUGUUGGGGAGGGUUGAGAUAUUUGUGGGUCUCUUUUUUUCACAGUUCAACUCUCUCCUCCCCCCUCUCCCCUGUUAUCAUCAAAGGCAAGCUCUUUGGCUGAAAAUCCUGAUCAAUAUCCCGAGGUUGGUUGCAGCAGUCGCUUAACGCGGCUAACCAGAUUUGAAAUGUCUGCACUUUUCCCCCUGACCAUAAUCUUCACAACCACAAGGCUGCCAAGGCAAAUUUUGUUGGCCUGGUGAAACCAGCACACUGCAGUUGCUUCAACGUGGUGUCAUUUCCAAAGAAAGUCUCUUUUUAACUCUGAUGUUGCAGGCUUCCUGACCACAGAGGGGAGAUCUGCAGCAUAGUGAGGUUUGUUUUCUGCUUCAGUUGCCUGGAAUGGUAUUUUUACCAGAAGGGGAAUUUGCUCGUUCAAGCAUCUGGGGCUUCAGAUGUGCACCUUGGCCAAACGGGGGUUGUCAGGGCUGCCGAACAGGUAACUCAUUGGCUGUUCAGGAAUUAGGAUUUAGGUUUGCUAAAUCUGGCUGGGGGCUCCUGUCCACACACCCUCCCUCGCUGUUUCUGGUUGCAUCUUCCGAAGCUUAACAAAGCCGAGCGGGGUGCGUGAAUCAUGGUGCGGUUGACAUCCGGCUUGAUCGUACUUGUUCUUGUGGGAAAGGGCAUUCCCACGAUGAUGGAAGAGAACGAAUUAGCUCCAUUUGCAGAGACUCUUACAGCCUUGGCAUGGUGCACGCAAAACAGCCGGUUGCUCUUAGCGGGUGCCCAACCCACCACUUUGCCCUGUUGUGAAUAUGCAGCCGAUUUUUUAUGGUUCUCACAACUACUAUUAAUUUUUGCUGGUUGCCAAAGCAGCUGGGAGGAUCCCAGCUUGGCCUUCAUCCCCCUGGGGAAGCUUUCCUGGGAUUUGACUCCGCCACAUUUUCUUACAAGGGGUCAUAUUUGUGUGCACAAAGUUCUGUAUUUCUUCAGCAGUCACCCAGAGGACAUGCCUUUGCUGGGAUGUGGUUUUUUCAGCUGGAUUCCUGCCACAGAGUAGCAGUCCACAAAUCAGCUAUGCCCUUGUCCUUUGUAUUUAAGAUUUUAACUGUCUGGUUUGGCAGUUUUUGGAACAAAA